Lates calcarifer (barramundi perch) is the source of this 5031-nucleotide messenger RNA. RefSeq names its product GRB2-associated-binding protein 1. The record is from RefSeq and is a predicted model, not a curated record. The transcript has 13 exons. Bases 532 to 2892 code for a protein of 786 amino acids. NCBI's taxonomy places the organism in Eukaryota, Metazoa, Chordata, Actinopteri, Centropomidae.
GAGAGGAGGGAGGGAUGAGUGACUCUGCUGGGAAGUAGAAACCCUCUCAGAAGGAGGUGUGACUCGUUUACUCAGCCGUCGACGGAGGAGCAGCUCCCUCAUGUGUGGAUGGAAACUGCUGACCUGAACUGAUCGAUCACAGCAGAACUUCACCUUAAAAACUGAUUAAUUGACUGGAGGACUUAUGGACUGGAUAUAAGUUUGGUGAACUGAUUGGAAGACUGAUUUGAAGAUCUGACAGCUGAUUGGUUGGAGGGUUGUUGCUGAACUGAUUUCAAGCCUGAUAAGAAGUCUGAGCAAGCCACUUGACGACCAGCUGAUCAGUUUUUCACAUGGUUAACUGAUCUGAAGCCUGACUGGGAAGUUAUUUGAUUGCCUAAUUGACCGAUUUGACACUUGAUUGAUUGGGUCUGAUUGAAGGUUUAAAAUCCUGAUCAACUGAUUGGAAGUCUAUCAGCUCUGACACCUGACUUGAAACCUGAUUGAAGCCCAGUUGACUGAUCGAUUGGAAGCUGUUUUGUUGACUUCAGAAUGAGUGCAGCAGGGGAUGUGGUGUGUGAGGGCUGGCUGCGAAAAUCACCACCAGAGAAAAAGCUACGGCGUUAUGCAUGGAAGAGGCGUUGGUUCGUGCUGCGCAGCGGUCGGCUCAGCGGAGAACCGGACGUCCUGCAGUACUACAAGAACCAACAGUCCCGUCGGCCAAUCAGGACCAUCAACCUGAACCUGUGUGAACAGGUGGACGCCGGCCUGUCGUUCACUAAGAAGGAGCUGGAGAGCAGCUUCGUUUUCGACCUGAGGACGGAGGAGAGGACCUGGUACCUGGUGGCCGAGUCUGAGGAGGACAUGAACCGUUGGGUGUCCUCCAUCUGCCUGCUCUGUGGCUUCAACCCGACUGACGACGUUCCAGACAGACCUCCAGUCUCUGGCCCAUCCUCCGUCACCGCGAUGACCCCAACCAGCAGCAACGCCACCCCCACCACCACCACCUCGAUAGCAGUGUCGGUCCCGCCCCCCUAUGACCCGGUGAAUGUGCGACACCUGGAGCCCGAUGGCAACGCCGAGGAAGACUACCUGUGGUUAUCACACUGCCAGAGUCACAUCAGACCUCCUUUAGGUUCCUCCACCUCUCUUGAAACCGACUACAAUGACAACCUCUACCCCCCUCCUUCUGCCACCUCCUCCUCCUCGUCCUCUUCCUCCUCUCCCUCCCUCUUUCCAAACGGCCUCCCGCCUCCCUCCUCCUCCUCCGGCUUUAGGACGGUUCCCUGGACCGUCGCUUCGAUGACAGGUCCUCUCAGCCAGUCUCUUGAUGCCAGCAUGACCUCUGACCUCCAUAAACGAGCGGGGAGACCUCGCUGUCACCCUUCUCCUCACCCCAGGAAACACUCCCUGGAUUUCCACCUGCGCCCUGUGGCGAUACCUCUUGGUGAUGAUACACAUUGCAACGUGCCCCCAAGUUCACACUCAUACACCACCAGCGGUUACCAGAUCCCCCGCCCGGCAUCCACCCCACAAACACGACCCCCGCGCCGCCCGUCCUCUACUCCCAGCGUGGACUCUCUAACCCAGUCAGAGCUCCACGCCUCCACCCCGACUCCUCCUCCACGCCCACCGAAGCCCCCGUCAAUUGCAUCCCAGGGAGAGGGCUCCGCUGUGGGAACGGGACCUGCCACGCUCCCCCGGUCCUCCUCAGAGUCAGAGAGGAGGGAUGGAUGUGUGGAAGGAGGAGGUGGAGGUCUGCUGAGGAGUAACACCGUCACGAUACCAGGACGCACACAGACAGGUUAUGAGUCUUCUCACAUCCCUCGAUCGAUGUCUGACAGAGCGAGCAUGUUUGAUUUCAGCGACAGCUUCAACAGUUACUUUUUUAAUAAAGGCAUGGUACCUCUGGGUAGUGUUUGCUCUGAAGAUGAUGAUGUGGAUGAAAACUACGUUCCCAUGAGCGCUGCCACCACUGAGCCCCCUGUUGCACCAAGGGUGCCUCCACUUCCUCCCACUGACCCCUCUGUCCAACUCCAAGAUGGAAACUAUGUCCCCAUGACACCCCUCACCCCUUCCCUUUCUACUCACCCCACCACUGCCACAGGAGACCUGGCGUCUCUGGGGAGGCAAGUCCCCCCACCUGCCCACAUGGGCUUCCGUAGCUCUCCCCUGACUCCUGUUAUUCCCCUUACCCCGCCACUUCAAAGGAAUACCAUGAAUGCUGUUGGUGGAACAGAAGUCGAAGCCAUGCCACCUCCGAUCCACCGCAACCUGAAACCACAACGAAGAGGGAUUUGUGCCACUCAGCCUGUUGAGAGAAGCGAUGGACAGGCUUCUGGAGAGCCAACACAUAAAACGCGAGUGAAACCAGCUCCCCUGGACAUCACACCAGUGCAGCAGGACUGGCAGGAAGUCCCGCCCCCUGUCCGCUCACCUGUCACCAGAACCUUCACACGAGAUCCAUCCAGUCGUCGGUCAGUCAGGCCGAGCUCCUCUCACAGCUCGUCGCCCUCCUCCGACUCAGAUGACCCCGAUGACAGCUACGUCGCCAUGAGGACCUCCGGCCUCAGUUUCAGUGCUGGGGAGCAGUCUCUGAGGCUUAUGCUGCACCGGGCCUCAGAGGGCGGAGUCAGUAGCCCUUUGCUACGGCGAGCCAGAGGUGACAAACAGGUAGAGUACCUGGACCUCGAUCUCCACACUGGGCGAUCAACACCAACAAGACAGAAACGCUGUACGGCAGAAGGUGGAAGCGGCGGCAACAAGCAGGCUGAAGGUGGCGAGGAGCGUCCACGGGGUGAGCGUACACGAGUGGACUACGUGGUGGUGGACCCCAAGAGGACCAAGGCCCUGAGGAACACCAGGGAAGCGUGGCAUGAUGGGAGGAUGUCCACAGAGAAGGAGAAAUGCUAGAAAACCACGAACACACAUGCACACUCACACACAGUUCAAAAAACACUUCUUAAAACAGACAUUACUCCCUUCAUGAGAAGUAGUUAGACCUCUCAUUCUAUAGUAGAGGUAAUCUAUUUUCUGUCUUGGUGCCACUUUACAAUAAAAUGUAAUUUUAAAGGGUUUAUAAGUAAAAGAUUUUAAGGUUCAGAGGAUACUUGUGGUUACAUUCUGCAUUUUUGUUGCUGUCAGCAAAACCCAUGGAAAAGCCACAUGUUAAUUUGUGGCUUUCAGUUUCAAGCCUGAUGGUUCAUACUGAAAACUUUGAAAGGGGUCACAGAUAUAUAGUUUUAUUCUUAAGCAAGCCUCAGAAAUUUCCUAUAACUGCCAGUAACUGUAGUUUUUAGUGUGUUACUCAAACAAGUGGAAGCAGUGUUUUUGUCAGGGACUAUUUGCAGUGAUGGAAUAAUCCACAUUUUGUGCUGUAGUGAGUAUUUGGGGCAGCAGAACAGUUUUAUGUGGGAUUGAGUUAAAAUGAAUUAUAGUGUGUGUGUGUGUUCUGGGUAAUGAAAAAAACAUGUCAGCCCUUGGAAAAGUGAUGUCUUUUUAAUAUUUUUUGGGCAGUACUUACAUGGGUUAGUACAUACAUGGGAUUUGUCUUUGCCUCGAUCAACAGGUGUUUCUGCCGAUUACACUCUCUGUCAGGCCUAUUAGAGGAUUUAAUGACCAUCAAUGGAGCUAUUUGUGAGUUCUGCUAUCACUACGUAGCUAACAUUAGCAUCAACAGCUGUUUUUACUGCUUCAACCAUUGCUUCAUUUAUAAAACAAAAGGUUAUACUAUGCCCUCUGAGCAGCACUAUUUCUUCAGGGCAGUCUGGACGCUACAGUGAGUUGAUAUCAGAAAGUGAUGAGACAGUCUGGCCGGACUGGCCAUCAGUAAGAGAAAAGAUACAGAUAGAAGCAAGACAAGAGUUAACCUUUGCGUUAACAGCUCUCGGCAAGUAAAAGAACAAAGUUUGAUGCUCUAGACUGGCAAGAAAACAGCUGUUAAUGCUGACGUUGGCUAUGUAGUGAAAGCAAAACUCACAAAUAGCUUCUUUAAUCAAUGCUACAGUGACAACUUACACACCCUUUAGAAAACAAACAGAGUGGUGGCAGCCUCGUACUCGUCCCACCUCAGCUCCUCCCCCUCUAACAAAACUGGAUUUUUCCCUUCUGUAAAACAACAGUAGACACUGUCAAGAGAAAUCUGACAGCAACAUAAUAAUAAUCACAUUUCUGUUUAGGUUGUUCUUUGUUGUCAUGAAUCAAAACAGUCAUUCACUGAUCUGUUAUUUAACUAUAUAUGGACAAGUGGUGUCAUUGAGAUCAAAAUAGAUCUUGAUCAACAUUUUAGAAAUACUGACAUCACUGGCUCCAGCAGAACUCCUCUUACCGAGGACCAGUCACUAACCAAACUCUUGUUUUAUUAAUUUUUGUUUUAUUUUGUCAGACUCACAAACCUUCACACUUAUUGGUCACUUCAGUGUUUUCUUUCCUGACAUUGUUGCUCAAAUGUUUUACCAAAAUCUUCUUUGUGCUGGUGGAGAACACUAAAUCCAUUUUUAUUUUAAUCCAAUCAAUUGAAAACAAGCCUUUAACAACCAACCAUGUUUAAUAUGAGUGUAACCAAGGAGUCUUCAAACUCUUCAAACCUCCCAAAUUCCCAGAAAUAUUGCAAGGACAUGACCUCAGUUUCCUCUGUGGCUUUGGUUUUUGACGAUUGCUCAACGCCACAGUGACAACUUAUAAACACUUUAGAAAAACAUGCAUUAUUAUAAAGUGGCAUUAUCUUUCGUAUGAAGAACAUAUUGGUGAGAUAGAUCAAUGCUUUUAAAUUUCAAAUCGCUGCAGUUAUUUGGUGAAAAACAAAAAAACAGAGGUGUGAGAAUAGUGGCUGUACAGUGUAAUCAGAUACUGUGAAACUGAAAGUCACAGAUGACUCAAAUACAGAAGCAGUGGGAAGUUCAGUUUGUCUCUUGCUCAUCACUCAUUUUUAAAUGACUGUUAUAGUCACGCACGGUGAGAUUACACAUUAGUACAGACUAGAACAGAGAUGGAAUUAAAUGCAUUACUUACAUUUAUCCAGCACUGUGAACAUGAUUGUACAUCAACAUAAAA